AUGUCAAACGUCGGCGAAUAGCCGCCAAUAACGAAUCGACAUUGAUGAGUGACAGUAACAGCUGUUUAGACGUUAUGCCACCUGCCACAAACGAUUCAGAUUCAAUGUUUGCCUCAACCUCGUCAGCAGCAGCUGCAGGUGUGGCAAGACAUCAUUGCACUAGUCAAAAUUACAAAAUGAUGCCGUCAUGCAACAUGGAACACCAGCAUCCACAGCAGCAACAGCAUCAUCAUCACCAUUCACAUAAUCAUCAGUGUGGAGGAGUAGGAGGACAUCACCAGCAGGCUAUGUCUCAACAGCACCAUUUGCAUCACCAUAAUCAUAUGCCACCGCAGCAGCAGCAACAACAUCACCACCAUCAUCAUCAGCAUCAACAACAGCGACCACAACCUGUGAUAACAAACUGUUAUAACAACAACAACAACAGUAGCAACAACAAUAUGAUGGCCAUGGAAAAUGGCAGCAGGCCAUGGUGCAAAGAUAAUGGAAUAAUGUCCAGUGCACCACAUCAACAACAUCAUGAACAUGGAAAUGGAGCGACUCCAUGGUCAUCACAGCUAAAUACAAAAACAAUGUCCGAUGGAAAUAUGUGUCCACAUCAACAUCAUCACCGACAGGACCAACAACAGCAGCAGCAUCAUCAUCACCAGCAACAGCAUCACCAUUGUUCAGAAUUUAAUAACAAUGAUGACCAGAAACCAUGUCUCUUCAAGGACGAGCUAAAUGAGUUUCUCCAGCAUCAAAGUGAAAUGGUGCACAAUUCCAUGGUGGAUAGCCACCAACAUCCACAUCAUCAUCAUCACCACCAUAGUCAUGAUUAUGAUCAUAGUGAGGAGGACGACGAUGAUGAUGUUGAGGGGGAGGGGGAUGAAGAAGACCCAGAGGACGAAGAUGAUGGUCAGGUUAGUGCUUUGAAUGAAGUGGAUAAUGAUUUUGGGCAUGGUGGACAUGAUGAUAGACAUCAUAUGGAAGAUACUAACGAUGAUGAUGAGGAGGAGGAAGAUGACGAUGAUGAUGACCACGGAACCCAUGGAUUGUUGCAUUUAAAAUCUACUCAGCAAUGUUUAGAUUUCCUGCAAGGAGAUUUGGGUAUGGAUCUUGGAAUGGGAGAGGAACAACAUCAUCAUAAUGAGGAUGGUGGUAUGCAAAUAAAAUCGGAAAAAUGUCCGGAACCUCCGGAGGAAUCAAAUGCUACGGAAGAUAAUGAGGAUAUUCUCAAACAAAUGGAAGGUGAUAAUGAAGAAGACGACGAUGAUGAUAAUGAAGACGAAGAAGAAGGGGAAGGAGAUGAGGAUGAUGAAGAGGACGACGACGAAGAGGAUGUUGAAAAUCAUGAAGAAUUGGGUGAUGCAAUGGCCAGCCAUAUGCAACAACCCAAGGAACAGACUGUGAUUGAACCACAACACUCAGUGGAAACUUCAAAUGAAACGAGGCUUUUAAACAAUCCAUCCUCAAAUGGAGCAGGAGGAUUCUAUCACCAAGAAAAUAAACAAACGGAAAUCGCGAUGACAAAUAUACCACGCUUAUCAGCAAUCUCUCUCAGCUAUGACAUCAAAUCGAAUCAAAAUCAAACCUUGGCCACUGUAAAUAUCCCUCAACCCCAGCAGAGUCCGUUAAUGCCUUGCCCCAACACCAAGGCAGCAAUUAAAUUUGUACCCACUGCCCAAGAAUCUCCGGUGUCAUCAAGCACUGUGGGUGGCCCCAGAUCCACCCCAGAUCUGCAACGAGCCACAAAGGAGGCCCAUAAGAAACCCGAACAAGUUGGUGCCAUUUCAACAAGCAAUGAAAGUCCUCGAUCUUGUACACCCUCACCGGCCUCCAGCAUGGAAGUGAAUAAUGGCUCAAAGCCGAAUGUCUUAUCGAAUAGGACCACAUCAUCACCCAUGCCCUCGCCAAGGCCACAAAGUGCCGGGAAACAAUCCCAGCAACAUAACAAACAACAACAGCAGUUACAACAAGUUAAGCUGCAAACUUGUCAAAAGAGUCCAGUGCGGAUUGUGCGGCAAGUAAAAAAUGCUAAUCAAAUACAAGUGUCCCAACAACAACAACAAAGAGUUUUCAAUAGCAACAAUAAUCGUGCCACCCUUACAACGAUUGCUGGCAAUCGUGGAAUGGCAACAACAACUACAAGUACAGCAUCUGCGGCUGGGCAACGAAAUAUUGUCACUAAUCCCACAACGCCUGCCAUGGCCCAAAGAUUGCACACCACAAUGCAAAAGUUUGCCACCAACAACAAUAACAACAACGCCUCAACAGCUAAUACAACCAACACCACCACAACGACCAUACCUCUUGGUCAAUUGCAGCUACAACCUUUGCUGCGAACCGCAAACGACAAUGGCGGAAACUCACAAAUUAUUAUGACAUCGACAGGGCAAAUUAUUGUUAUGCCCUCCUCAUCGAAUAACAAGACACAUUUGCAAACUGUAGCCCAACAACAACCACAGCAACAAACGACACAUCACCACCAACAACAACAAGUGAUAAUUGCCAGUGGCAAUGCGACUGGUGCGCCUUCACAAACUCCAACACCAACUACCAAUUUAAUUAUUCAACAAAGCGGCGAUGUUCUAAACAAUGCCGGACAAUUAACGGCCACGUUACAGCAGCAACCAAAUGGUAGCUACAUUGUUAGCCAACCAGCUGCAGCAACGGCGGCAAACAAUGGCGCCCAACUACAACCCACAACGGUUAUUCUCAAUCCAGGACAAAAUAUUUUGGCAGGCAAUGCGGCCAAAGUGUUAACGGCCAGCGCCAAUCCGUCGACAAACAUAAUUCAUGCCACCGGGACCCAAUCCAUUCUAACAGCCGGAAAUCAAUUGAUCACAGCUCAAACGGCCGGAAAUGCCACCAAUGUUUUGGGGCAACAAACAGUUGUGCUAAAUCCUCUACCAAAUGGCGGCUAUGUCAUACAACCACAACAAACCCAAACAGCGGCACCGGCGGCACAACCAACCCAACAAUUCGCCACCUUGGACGGUCAGGUUGUCUCUCAGAUUCUGCAACAACCUGAUGGUACUCAGCGUAUUAUUAUAUCCUCUUCGGCGGAUCUUAAGAGACGUCCCAAGAAACGUAAAAAUUCCCCCACACCCACUCAAAUUUCCAAUCAAACAGCUACUAUCAUACAACCCCACACGUUGAACAUACAAACGGCUGCAGCUGCCCAACAACAUGCUGCACCACAACCUCAAGUUGUACAACUUACUGCGGCAACACCAGCCCCCGCCACAGCUCCAACGGCCAAUCCCUUUCCCCAACAAUUCCAACUAGGCUCCACCGGCCUGCAAGGCAUUGUGGUGAGUAAACCUGCAACUGCCACCACCAACACGCCUCAGCCCCAACAGAUCAUACUACAAAAUGGUCAAAUCAUACAACCCAUGAAUCUAAUAGGUCAACAGUUGAUCUUGCCCACAACUGGUUUAGUAAUGGGACCCGACUCCACUCUUCUGCAAAUACAAAAUGUCAAUGGCUGUGCUCCCACGGCCAAUAUUCUAACGGCGGCAGCACCACAAGCCACAACAACCAUGAUGUUGCGUGCCACUUCUCCGCAAACCAGUAAAUCGUUCAUCUCCUCAACGGCUACUGGACAACAGUUUAUUGUGGGCAGUAAUGGCCAACUAAGCCCCAUUGGACAAAUCUACAGCACACCAAUGGGUCUGAUGAUGCCGGCGACAACCCAACACCAUACAACAACACCAACGGCUACCUUUGUACAACACAAUGGUACAACUAUACAGCUACAUCACCAUCAUCAUCUGCAACAGCAGCAUCAUCCUCAUCCACAACAACAUCAUCAUCAGCAUCCUGCUACGGCUCAUCAAUUGAAUGCCACCACAACCACUACCCAACAUCAGGUUACAUUGCAGGCACUGCAGGCAACGACGCAUCAACAGAAUUUAAAUCAUGUCAUCAAUAAUCCAGUGGGUAUUGUUUUGGAAACGGCUGCCUCUUCGACAACAUCACCCAAUAUGCAAACAUCUAGCUCACGUUCAUCGGCCGGCAGUCCACCCGAUACGACAACGCAUAGUCCAAGGAGUCCAGAAAGGCCACCAAGUCAUCGUAGCGGUGGCAGUGAUAUGGUUCAAUGCGUGUCAUCGUCAGAACCCGAUGGUGGUAAUGUUUCACCCAUGAGCAGCGAUAGCCGACAAUCGCCAUCGACAACGGUGUGCGACAAAGGUAUUGUUAUGUCAACCGCAUAUCAACAAAAUGCCAAUAUUUUUAAGCCCUCGGAGGCGAAGAUACGCCGCGUACAAACACCACCACAAUAUCAUGUGAUUGCAGCAGCACCACCACCUGGAGGUGGGGUUACGGGUGCCACAACGACAGUAACAGCCAGUACAACAAAUAUUGCGGAUUCGCCACAGAAUUCUCCCACUACAACGGUUAUGCUAACACCGCCACCACCACGAACCCCAACGCCCUCGCAGCAGCAAAUACUACAACAGCAUCAGCAGCACCAGCAAUUGCAACAAUACCACCAACAACAGCAGAACUUUUUACGAAACUCUUCAACGAUUUCCGUUUCCGAGAAUCGUUCACAACAACAACACCAGCAGCAUCAGCUACACAGCCAUAAAACUCCAACCAAACAAACUACUCAACGCAGUCGUAAUCGUUCAUUGAAACCAUUAUCACCACUCCUAACCACCACCACACACACAAAGGUAACUGGUGCUGAUGCAGAGGAAUCUAGCCAGGCUACUACGGGUGGUGGUACUGCAGCAGCAGGUGGAGUUGGUGUACCCAUAUCACCAUCUUCAUCCUCAACACCACCAUUGGCCAUGAGUCUGAUGCGUACAUUUGCCGUUGGGGAAUUAAUAUGGGGACCAGCUCGUGGUUUUCCCGCUUGGCCUGGUAAAGUUGUAAAAAUUCCCGAUAAUCAACAGGAAUCGGUAUGGGUUCAAUGGUUCGGUGGUGGUGGCCGUUCAAAUACAGAAAUAAUGCCAACAAAUUUGUUGCAAACUCUAUCUGAGGGUUUGGAGGCUCACCACAAGGCCCAAAAGGAUACAAGAAAGAGCCGUAAAUUGAAUUCUCAACUUGAAAAAGCCAUACAAGAAGCAAUGACCGAAUUGGAUCGUAUUUCAGCUACAUCCAGUACCAAUAGCAGCAACAACAACAAACAACAACCGACAUCAUCUACGCAACAUCAAAAUAGUCCAAAUCGUGCAAAUAAACGUCCGAUACCAAGAACCGGUGGCUAUGAUCUAAUUGCAGGCCUUGUCAGCCAACACACAUACCACAAUAACACACACCAUUAUACAUCAUCCAAUACAAUAUCAACAACAACAGGAUCAACAAAUCGUACUAAACCAAUACGUAUAGCACCGGCACCACCGCCCCCGAAUAGUAGUAGCGGUUCCUCGCCAAUGAAAUCGACAACAACAUUAGUAGGUGGAACAUCAUCAACUGUAACUUCGGCUAGUAGUGGUGCUUCAGCCACCGCAAAUAAAUGA
This is a messenger RNA of Musca vetustissima, 5453 nucleotides long. Its product is annotated as mucin-2-like. Gene Ontology annotation, molecular function: chromatin binding. Lineage: Eukaryota; Metazoa; Arthropoda; Insecta; Diptera; Muscidae. The annotation marks the transcript as partial. The transcript has 5 exons. Gene Ontology annotation, cellular component: chromocenter; nucleus. The record is from RefSeq and is a predicted model, not a curated record.